CAGGUAUGCAAAUCCUGUAAUGCAGCUGACGGGUUCCACUUGGAUGCCAGCGUCCAGCUGUGCAAGCAGAAUGUUUGCUACUGCGACGGUGGGGUUGCUGCUACCGGUGCCGCUUGCACCACUCACAACACACAAAUUUGCACACGUUGCAUCGACGAUGGUUACCGACUUGAAGACAAGAAGUGCAUGAAGAAUGUCUGCAACUGCGAAAACGGAGAGGCUGAAACCGGCGCACUUUGUAUCAUCGACGGGGGCAAUAUUUGCAGCAAGUGCGACUACGAUGGAUAUCGUAUCGUGCCCCAUCCGCUGAGUGGCGCAAACAGCUGCGCGCAGAAUAUUUGCAAGUGCGACGACGGAGAUCCAGCAACUGGUCCGGAGUUAUCAAAAUGAAAAAUGAUGUUGCCCCCUCCCCAUAACCAAAGUCAGAGUUAUGACAUGUAGCAUGAUUUGCUUACAAAGCAAAAGCCUACAACCAAGGCCAGUUGCUUCUGUAGCUCAAACAGUAACAGAGAGCGCCUGGUGCCGAAUGCGAUGAGGAGCGACGGCUUUCUGCAUAGGCAUUUCUUUACGUGCGAAGCGAUAUUUUCACAAAUCAGGAACAGAAGCCUGCCUUUUCAAUAUGGGGAGGGGGAAUAAUUGCUCACAAUAGGAGUGCACGACACACGAUGCCAACAUUUGCACCAGGUGCGACGACCCCGCAAAUUUUCGUCUGGAGGGCGGGCAUUGCAAGCAGAACAAUUGCACAUGCACCAGUGGAACUCCAGCGGGGCCGACCCAACUCAUCCCUUGCAGCAGGCACAAUGGCCACAUUUGCGCGAGUUGCGACCACGACGGGUUGACCCUCGAUUUCCGCACGGGUCACUGCAUACAAAAUGUUUGUCGCUGCGAUAUACGUAUUUCAAAUAUCUUCAUGUGUGGGUCAGGGAUGGUAAGAAGCUGUUACGCUCGAAUUUACGUAAGAAGUAUGCAGCAAGUGGCUCUUAAAGGAAGCGAAAAAAAUACGGCAUUUGCAUGAGCAGCAAGCGCGACUUGCUAGGUUGUUUGUUUCCGAGGGGUAUUGACAUAAGCGAGUCUAGUGAGGCUGUGAUGCUACGGCUUAUAUGCCAAGCCGCUUUGUUCUGGCCACGCGAUCGCAAAAGCUGCCGAGCGACCAUCUGGUGCACUCUUCCAGACCUGAAAUAUUCCCACUGCAUACGAAAAUGGUUUUGCCGCCACGGGACCAGAUUGCAGGGUGAACGGCUCCAACACAUGCGACAGUUGCGAACAUGUGGGGUAUCGUCUGGAGCACGGCAACUGCCUGGAAAAUGUCUGCUCCUGCCUCAACGGAAAGUCCGCCACAGGCUCGUACUGUACUUCAAACGGCGGCGACAUCUGUCAGACCUGCGAGAAUUCCGGCUACACGAUGGACGCAGAUAAGAAGUGUGUGCAAAAUAUCUGUUUUUGCGACAACGGCGACGCCAGGUGGGGCGAACAUUGCACGGCCAACAACGCGAAUCUGUGCGACACCUGUGACAAUGGGUACCACCUCGAGGUCGACAGCUGCGCACUAAACCAGUGCACCUGCGCCUCUGGCGACGCCGCGAACGGAACCGAUUGCGAGAUCCACGGCGAUCCGUUCUGCACCUCAUGCGAGACGGCAGGAACCGUUUUGAAAGACGGCGCUUGUGUGGAAAAGCAGUGCGCCUGCAACUUUGGGGAUGGUACGACGGGCACGGCGUGCGACGUGGAUGGGGAGCCGGACUGUGAUCAGUGUGACGCGGGGUACCACCGCGAAGUCGAUUCGAAUGAUGCGGCAAAGCACGUCUGCGUGGUUAACCUGUGCCGGUGCAGCACGGGGACGCCCGCUUCGGGGCCGGAAUGCCCGCAGCACAAUACGGAAAAAUGUACCGACUGCAGCCACGAAGACUACUACACGGGUACAGCUGCCGAUGGUAGCGACGAGUGCAAGUUGCGCACGUGCAAAUGCGACCAUGGGGUNCUGUGAUGCUACGGCUUAUAUGCCAAGCCGCUUUGUUCUGGCCACGCGAUCGCAAAAGCUGCCGAGCGACCAUCUGGUGCACUCUUCCAGACCUGAAAUAUUCCCACUGCAUACGAAAAUGGUUUUGCCGCCACGGGACCAGAUUGCAGGGUGAACGGCUCCAACACAUGCGACAGUUGCGAACACGAGGGGUAUCGCCUGGAGCACGGCAACUGCCUGGAAAAUGUCUGCGCCUGCCUCAACGGAAAGUCCGCCACAGGCGCGAACUGUACUGCAAACGGCGGCGACAUCUGUCAGACCUGCGAGAAUGCCGGCUACACGAUGGACGCAGAUAAGAAGUGUGUGCAAAAUAUCUGUAUUUGCGACAACGGCGACGCCAGGUGGGGCG
Amoebophrya sp. A120 is the source of this 2366-nucleotide messenger RNA. NCBI's taxonomy places the organism in Eukaryota, Dinophyceae, Syndiniales, Amoebophryaceae. The record is from the annotation of a GenBank genome assembly.